Molecule: messenger RNA, 3974 nt
Organism: Lingula anatina
Lineage: Eukaryota; Metazoa; Brachiopoda; Lingulata; Lingulida; Lingulidae
Product: peroxisomal multifunctional enzyme type 2
Molecular function (GO): oxidoreductase activity
Source: RefSeq, a predicted model, not a curated record
CAAAUAUAGGUCAUCCUAAGUAGAACAAGCAUGGCUGACGACAGUUUGAGGUUUGAUGGCCGAGUGGUGCUUGUGACGGGUGCUGGCUCAGGUCUUGGAAGGGAGUAUGCCUUGGAAUUUGGAAAGAGAGGAGCUUCAGUUGUUGUCAAUGACCUGGGAGGUGACAUGAAAGGUGGUGGUAAGGGCUCUGCUGCAGCUGACAAAGUUGUUGAAGAAAUUAAAGCCAUGGGAGGAAAAGCAGUUGCUAAUUAUGAUUCAGUGGAAAAUGGUGAAAGUGUUGUGAAGACUGCCUUGGAUGCUUAUGGUAGAAUAGAUGUAGUCAUCAAUAAUGCAGGCAUUUUGAGAGACCGUUCCUUCCCCAGGAUAAGUGAUGAUGAUUGGGAUAUCAUCCAGAGAGUUCAUCUACGGGGUUCAUUCUCCGUCUCCAGGGCAGCAUGGCCACACAUGAAAAAGAACAAUUAUGGCAGGUUUAUUUUGACAACAUCAUCUUCAGGAUUGUAUGGAAAUUUUGGACAGGCCAAUUAUUCAGCAGCCAAGAUGGGUCUAGUUGGUAUGGGCAAUACAAUGGCCAUCGAAGGGAAGAAAAAUAAUAUACUUACAAAUACUAUUGCACCAAUGGCAAGUUCUAGGAUGACCAAGAGUGUAAUGCCACCACCUGUAUUUGAGGCACUGAGUCCGACAUAUGUUGUUCCACUGGUGGUGUACCUGUGUCAUGAAAGUUGUGAGGAGAAUGGCGGGCUGUUUGAGGUGGCUGGAGGGUGGAUGUCCAAAUUGCGACUUGAAAGGACACAGGGUGCUUUGGUGAGAACAAAGGAUGGGCCACUUCCAGCAGAAUCAGUUAGAGACAGUUGGGAGAAAAUAUGUGAUUUUACAGAUGCUACUUAUCCAGUUGCAGGUCCAGAAAAUACCAUGCUCUUGAUGCAGAAGUUAGAAGAACUGAAGGCUGAAGGAGAGCAGAAUUCAGAUAACUCUGAGAAAGGCUUGACCAGCCUGAUUGGUAAGAAAAUACCUGCUCAGUCCUUCACGUACAAUGCAGAUGAUGUGAUACUGUAUGCACUUGGAGGUCUUGGAAGGGAGUAUGCCUUGGAAUUUGGAAAGAGAGGAGCUUCAGUUGUUGUCAAUGACCUGGGAGGUGACAUGAAAGGUGGUGGUAAGGGCUCUGCUGCAGCUGACAAAGUUGUUGAAGAAAUUAAAGCCAUGGGAGGAAAAGCAGUUGCUAAUUAUGAUUCAGUGGAAAAUGGUGAAAGUGUUGUGAAGACUGCCUUGGAUGCUUAUGGUAGAAUAGAUGUAGUCAUCAAUAAUGCAGGCAUUUUGAGAGACCGUUCCUUCCCCAGGAUAAGUGAUGAUGAUUGGGAUAUCAUCCAGAGAGUUCAUCUACGGGGUUCAUUUGCCGUCUCAAGGGCAGCAUGGCCACACAUGAAAAAGAACAAUUAUGGCAGGUUUAUUUUGACAACAUCAUCUUCAGGAUUGUAUGGAAAUUUUGGACAGGCCAAUUAUUCAGCAGCCAAGAUGGGUCUAGUUGGUAUGGGCAAUACAAUGGCCAUCGAAGGGAAGAAAAAUAAUAUACUUACAAAUACUAUUGCACCAAUGGCAAGCUCUAGGAUGACCAAGAGUGUAAUGCCACCACCUGUAUUUGAGGCACUGAGUCCGACAUAUGUUGUUCCACUGGUGGUGUACCUGUGUCAUGAAAGUUGUGAGGAGAACGGCGGGCUGUUUGAGGUGGCAGGAGGGUGGAUGUCCAAAUUGCGACUUGAAAGGACACAGGGUGCUUUGGUGAGAACAAAGGAUGGGCCACUUCCAGCAGAAUCGGUUAGAGACAGUUGGGAGAAAAUUUGUGAUUUUACAGAUGCUACUUAUCCAGUUGCAGGUCCAGAAAAUACCAUGCUCUUGAUGCAGAAGUUAGAAGAACUGAAGGCUGAAGGAGAGCAGAAUUCAGAUAACUCUGAGAAAGGCUUGACCAGCCUGAUUGGUAAGAAAAUACCUGCUCAGUCCUUCACGUACAAUGCAGAUGAUGUGAUACUGUAUGCACUUGGAGUUGGUGCAUCUACAAAACAACCUGAUCACCUCAAGUUUCUCUAUGAAGGGUCUGAAGAUUUUAGUGUCAUUCCAUCCUUUGCUGUAAUUCCUGCUCAGGCAGCCACUGGGGCUGCUUUGUCAUCCAUUGGCUCUAUGGUAGACUUGACUAAACUCCUUCAUGGAGAGCAGUAUUUGGAGGUGUUCAAGCCUUUCCCCACCAGUGGCACACUGAAGACACAGGCAGUGGUAUCAGAUGUGCUAGACAAAGGAUCAGGAGCAUUGGUAAUUCUAGACACUGAUACUUAUGAUGAGUCUGGAGAAAAGUUGGCUCGCAACCAGUUUAGUCUUUUCUUUGUGGGCUAUGGAAAUUUCGGUGGCAAACGCACAUCUGACAAACAGAUCAAUCCAAGCAAAACACCAUCUAGAGCACCAGAUGCCAGCAUCAAGGAGCAGACAACGAAAGACCAGGCAGCCCUCUACAGAUUAUGUGGUGAUCACAAUCCAUUGCACAUUGAUCCAGCAUUUGCAGCUAUGGGAGGCUUUGACUCUCCAAUUCUUCAUGGGCUCUGCUCCUUUGGUUAUGCCACCAGACAUGUACUGAAGCAGUAUGCUGGAAAUGAUGUCAGCAAAUUUAAGGCAAUCAAGGUCCGUAUGGCUAAACCAGUGCUGCCAGGACAAACUAUUCAGACAGAUAUGUGGAAGGAUGGCAACAGGAUACACUUCCAGAGCAAGGUGGUGGAGAAUGGUACGGUAGCUUUAUCAGGUUCUUUCAUAGACUUGGCUGACACUUCGUCGUCUGCCUCUGUCUCUUCACAGCCAAAGUUAUUUUUAUCUUUGGAUCUACAGAGCAGUCCAGGGAAGGUGUACAAAGGGGCACCCAAAAAUGUAAAGCCAGGCUGCACUUUAACACUAGCAGAUGAGGACAUGGUUACCUUGGUGAAAGGAAAACUUAAUGCACAAAAGGCCUUCUUUUCUGGACAGUUGAAAGUGACAGGCAAUGUGAUGUUAAGUCAGAAGUUAGAGAUGCUAUUCAAGCAACAGGCCAAGUUGUAAAUGCCGACACUAAAUAGAAUGCUGUCAAGUUAUGCUCAUGGUAAUAUGUAUUUGAGGCAGUGCAAUGUCCAUAACAAAUCAGGACAUUUAUGGUAUUAGGAUACAACACUAGAUAUGAAGUAGACAUUUUCUGUUGGGAGAAAAAAGAAAUAUGCAAAAAUCACGGCUUACAACUUUUCCAUCAGUGAAUGAAAAUGAUGGCAGAAAAUCAAAUCAAUAACCCUACAAUAAAUGCUUGUGAUUGAAUGAAAGGUGCUGACCUCUUUUAUUGGGAAGAGGAGCUAACUGCACCAUACUUUUACCUUCAGUUCGAUAUAAGGUAAUCCAAGCUUGAAAACACUUUAAAUCCAAAAGAAAUGAAGGAAAAAAGAACUGGUGAUGUGAUAAAAAAAAUCAGACAUUUACAACAUUAGAAUAUAAUUGUAGCAAAUGCUUCAUAAAUUCAGGGUUUGUACUCAUAAGGUUCAACAAAAUUUCAGGAUUUUUCCAGGAUUAUUUUUAAAUUUCCAGGUGUAAAAACUUUCUAAUAUUUGAGGCUGUAAGUUAUAUUUCAUGAAAGGGAGUAUCAAGUUUGAGAUCAUAAUACAGUCAUAUUUUAUUAAGCCUAAAAGAAAACACAAAAUUUUCUAUAAAACAUUUUAAUUAUUCAAAUAAAUUUGUAGUUUGACUAUUGCCGAAACAUGCCGAUCACACAUGAGACAACUAGCGGUCAUGAGGGAAAACCAAAAUUAUAAAUAAACCGAGCAUGAACUAGUAUUUACGAUAGCGAUCGUGAAAUUUUAUCAAAUUUAAUGUGUUUUCCAGGUGUAAUUUUACAUUUAUUAAAAAUAAAACACCUAUUUCUCCAGGUUUUCCAGGACCUGGAAAUUUCAAAAUAAAUAUCCAUGAUUAUUCCAGGUAGUGUA